AUUCUCCAGCGGGUUGCUAUGGUAACCGGUGAACUAUGGAGGAGGACAACGCUGCAGUGGCUCUCGACAAUAUUGUGACAGAAUUUCACACAUACGAAGAUUUCCUCGACUCUCAAAUUACGUCGUUGGACUUGUAUUAUCUCGAGGAUGAGGAGUUGGCUCGCCAGCUGGUGGAGCUGGGCUACAGGGGCAGCGGAGAGGUCCUGAAGAGGGAGGAAUUUGAGACCAGGAAAGCAGCUGCAGAAGCCUCCAGGCUCUCCAAGAGGAGCCAGCAGAAGACCCUGGCGAGUGUGGGAAAAGAGCUGAAAGAUAACUUCCUGAAAGCGCUGGCGGAGCGAGAGGAGGCCAACCGUAGUGGGAAAAUGACUUCUAUUAUUUUCAUAAGGGACCGUAACGCUCUUGGACAGGAGAUCUCUGGCUAUAUCGACUAUUCCCACAGACUGAAGACAGAGGACUUUCAUCCAUACUUCAAUGGUAAGAAGAGGCUGCUGCCAAGAGCUACUGAUUUAAGCUUCUACAACUGGGAGACCCAGGUGUCCACGUCCAAUGUCAGCGCUAACUACCAGGUGAUCGCUGAGAACUCCAGUGGUCUGCUGUUUAAGAACAAGACAGACAGAAAGAUUCUCAACGUGGACCCUAAGGCCUCACCUGGAGACAACUCGUCCAGGACGCCCCUCCAGUCUGAACUCUACAGCCAAGUCGUCAUCUAUGACCACAUCACCAGGAGGACCUAGCCAAUCACCUCUCACUGUUUCCUCCCACCACAUCACCAGGAGGACUUAGCCAAUCACCUCUCACUGUCUCCUCCCUGCUACCACCACCUCACACUGCUAGUAAACACAUACUGGAAGUCACUGGAAGCCUCUAGUGUGAUGUAAUAAAGGUUGUCCCCCCAUCAA
Molecule: messenger RNA, 899 nt
Organism: Oncorhynchus tshawytscha (Chinook salmon)
Lineage: Eukaryota; Metazoa; Chordata; Actinopteri; Salmoniformes; Salmonidae
Gene: cfap299
Product: cilia and flagella associated protein 299
Exons: 6
Coding region: 36-734 (232 amino acids)
Source: RefSeq, a predicted model, not a curated record